AUGGCGACUGAGGAAAAAACAGUACAUGUGCCGCACGUGUACUGUUCUUUCACUCAGCCGAAAAUUGAACUAGCUCCCAUGGCUCGUACGAUGUUGUUCGAAAUAAAUGAUUAUUAUUAUUAUUAUUAUUAUUAUAGAAAAAAUAAUACGAUCGUGCUGCUAUUUUACAUAUCAUUAACCGAAGAAAGAUCGACCAGAAUCAAAAGGAACUCUCACGUACCAGAACCCGGCGUGCCUUCGUUUAGAAGAGAUUCUGUAGAAUAUGUACCGAAAUUUCCUAUUGGAGAUCAAAAAUUACCGUAUACACAAAAGGCUGAAUACGGAUCCAGUAGGUUGCCAUUAAGAAGUGCUGUCGAAAGUAUUCCUAACAUAAUAGAGAAUUCGAGGAGAUUACCUUUACGUGACGCAGUAGAAAAAAGACCACCACCAGACGAACCGGUAGAUUUACAAAAAACUACAAAACAAAAAACUCACAAUCCUACUUUUUUAUAUCCCCCAAGCGUUAGUCCAACAGGACAACUCGAUUUUUCUGACGACGAUAGCGUGGAAACAAUUCCAAACGAUAAUCCCCAAUACGUUUACUUUCCCCAAUCUCAAUAUUAUCCUUAUUAUCCUUACAACAACCAACAACAAACUUUUUAUACUCCAAUUAAUAUUUUUCGCGACAUUCUAACCGACUACCGGUCUGCGAGACCGUACAGGAUUAGCAACGGCUACCAGCAACUAUUAGUCAGUCCUUACAGCUUACCAAGAGGACGAAAUGUGGAUCUCGAAAAUCCUUUCAUAAGAAAUCAAAGACGAAAAAAGAGUAUAGAAGAAGAUAAAAGGAUAGUGUGUUACGUGGACGGUAUAGCUUCGUAUAGAAAAGAACCGUUGACUUUCAAUCCUGAGGAUUUGGAUCCUUUUCUCUGUGGAUACAAAGCAAUUACAAGUAUGCGCGAAAAAAACCCUCAUUUAAAAGUUUUAAUAUCACUUGGAGGCAGUACAGAUGAUGGAUCACGUCGAUUUAGUCACAUGGUGUCCAAUGCCGAAAAACGUAGAAAUUUUAUACGUUCUGUGAUUUACUUCGUAACCAAAUAUAAUUUCGAUGGUCUAGAGGUCCAUUGGGAGUAUCCAGGAGCUGAAGAAUCAGGUGGGCACAUUGCUGACAAAGAAUUCCUCGGCGUCUUCCUAGAAGAACUGUCCGAAAUUUUCAAAUCCAAUAAUUGGAUCCUGGCCGUAUCGGCACCGGCUUCAAGAUUUAAAAUUGAAGACGGUUUUGAUCCCGUCAAACUUGGAAACAUUGUGGAUUUCGUCAACGUCCAGGCGUACGAUUUUCACCUCGACCGGGAACUGAUAGCGGACCAUCCUUCCAAUUUGUUUGGCAGACCCGAAGAUACGGGAUUAAAUAUUUUUCUUAGCGUGGAUUACGCCGUCCAAUUUUGGCUGAGAAAAGGCUUCCCCAGUUCCAAGCUGGUGGUAGGUAUUCCUUUCUUCGGCAGAUCAUUCACCCUUCUAUAUUCGAACGAAACCGAAAUCGGUUCGCCUAUAAAAGGUCCCGGCAGGGAAGGAUAUUACACAAGGACUCCGGGACUGUUGGCCUAUUUCGAAAUAUGCGAUAUGAUUUUGAACGAAGGUUGGUUCCGAAAUGAAGACGGUUCGGGUUCUCCUUAUAUCGUUAACGGUGACCAAUGGGUUGGGUACGAUGAUAUUGAUAGUAUUAAAAGAAAGGUUGAUUACGUCAAAGAAAAUCAUCUUGGGGGUGUAGCAGUAACCGCGGCAGAUUUCGACGAUUUUAAAGGUCUAUGUGGCGUAAAAUGGCCUUUACUGACCGUAGUUAAUAGCGAACUUAAAGGAGUAACUCCGACGUUUUUAAGCGACACCUACGUCCCUCCGACUAAGCCACUCGGCGUUUGCGAUUCGGUCGGCUAUUUCAGCGACUCCACGAACUGCGCCGCUUACUACAUUUGCAAAAACGGUCUGCUCUAUCAUCUAUCGUGCGGAGCCGAUCUGAUGUUCAAUCCCAUCAACGCCAAAUGCGACCAAGUCAAUCCAGAGUACUGUAGGCCUGGCGAAACCGUUUAUAUCCCGUCUAGUUUGAAAGAACUGGAUCUUGCUAGUUUAAAGGAAAGCGUUAAAGACUACAAACCUAAGGUAGUUUGCUACGUCACGAACUGGGCAUUUUACAGAAAAGGCGAUGGAAAAUUUGUUCCCGAACACAUAGACCAAAGGUUAUGUACCCACGUAGUCUACGCUUUCGCCAGUUUAGAUGCAGAGAAAUUGUUGAUCAAAGAAUUCGACGCUUGGGCGGAUUUGGACAACAAUCUUUACGAACGUAUAACGUCUUUAAGAGACACCAAAGUGUUACUGUCGCUCGGCGGUUGGACAGAUUCCACCGGUGAUAAGUAUUCGAGGUUGGUGAGCGAUGGAUCGGCAAGAAGACGAUUCGUUAUAGGUGUCGUGAGUUUUCUGAGGAGACACAAAUUCAGAGGACUUCAUUUCGAUUGGAACUAUCCGACCUGUUGGCAGAGCAACUGCAAAAGAGGACCGUCUUCUGAUAAAGCGAAUUUCGCCAAAAUCGUACAAGAAUUGAGAAAAGAAUUCGACAAACAAUCUCCACCAUUGAUCUUAGCAGCCGCCAUAUCUGGAUACAAAGAGGUGAUAGAUUUGGCUUACGAUCUUCCUCUGCUGGGACAAAAUUUGGAUUUCUUUUCUGUGAUGAGCUACGACUAUCAUGGAGCUUGGGAGCGACAGACGGGUCACGUUAGUCCUUUGUAUGGAAAACCGAGUGACAAAUAUCCUCAGUACAAUGUUAACUUUACAAUGGAAUACCUCGUCGCAAAGGGUGCGCCGCGCGAAAAACUUCUCAUGGGCAUACCAUUUUACGGGCAAUCUUUCGAAUUAAUGAGAAAAGGCAGUUACGGAGAAUCGGCUCCGGCGAAUGGUCCGGGAGAACCCGGAGAAUAUACCAAACAACCCGGAUUGCUGGCUUACUACGAAAUUUGUCAUCGUGUGAGGACUCAAAGAUGGGGCGUUGGUAGGGAGAAUUCGGGACCGUAUGCUUAUGGUGCAGAUCAGUGGGUUGGGUUCGAAGAUAUAACGUCACUUAAAGAAAAGACUUCCUACAUCAAAUCACGAGGAUUCGGAGGCGCCGUCGCUUGGACGAUAGAUUUAGACGACUUUAAUAACAGAUGCUGCGAUGGAUCAUUCCCUCUAUUAAAAACCAUUAACAACGAAUUAGGACUUAUACCAGAUAAGCCCGCUAAAACAGACUGUACCAAACCCCCAUCUCCAUCUACACCUGCCCCUCCAUUGACUACCACCGGCGUGGAUUCCGGAGCGAAUAAUGAACAUCAUCAUCAUCACAAUCACGAAGAGGAAACUACUUCUACUACUAGAAAAACCACAACAUCGGCUUGGUGGAGUACAACCGAUAGUACAACUAGUAAACCUACGACGCCUUGGUGGCAAAAUCCAACUACCGCGAGUACUUGGUGGAGCACCCAAUCGACUACAAGCAAACCUAGUAGACCUAGUACUACUCCACUAUGGUGGAUGACUACCAAAUCUACAACAACGAGAACGACAACAAGAUGGCCGAUAGAACCAGCAUACCCUACUGAAGAGCCAAUUAUUAUUCCACCGCCGGCAGUAAUCAGUCCGGAGAUUGACGUGCCUCCUAAAAAAUGUGAACCAGGAGAAUAUUUGCCCGAUACCAUGAAUUGCAACGUUUUUUACAGAUGUGUUGCGGGAGAACUCAGAAAACAGUACUGCGCAGGCGGAUUGCACUGGAACAAAGAACAGCGUAUAUGCGAUUGGCCCAAGGAAGCUAAAUGCAAAGAGGAGAAUGCUUACCAAACUCCUCCACCAACAAAUAAACCUACUAGAAAACCUUCGACUACGGCGUCUUGGCAGACCACUCGAAGGACAACUACAACUACUAGCAGAACUACAACUACUAGCAGAACUACAACUCAGGCGCUAGUUACUGACGAUUCUUGCGAAUCUGGUGCUUAUUAUCCCCAUGAACUUUGCAACCAUUUUUAUGUGUGUUUCAACAAUAGAUUGGUGGAGCAAUCUUGUGCUCCUGGACUUAACUUUAACGCUCAAAAGGGUAUGUGCGACUGGACGUUCAAGGUCAAGUGCACCAAUAGGAAGAAAAUGGCACAGAAAUUUACAAUUAUUCAUGACAGAUUCCUCGGACAACAUCCCCAACCGUAUUCGAGUUGUGAUGGAAAUAGUUUUGCAGCAUUACCAGGUAGCUGUAAUCAAUAUAUGCAUUGUCAAUGGGGUAAAUAUGAUAUUCGCGAAUGCGCUCCUGGAUUACAUUGGAAUAAUGAAAAGAAACUAUGCGAUUGGCCGCAAAACGCGCACUGUACAGAAGAAACGGACACUAACGAACUAGACCCGGAUCCUCGUCCUGAAUCCGAAUCAAAUCCAUGGGACAGACCGCCACAAUCCGCUACAGUCCAACCUCCGCAAUGGACACCACCUAGUACUACAGAAUGGACAUGGACACCGCCAUCCUCCACAGAAUCAUCCGAAGAAAACAAUUGGGAGUGGCACCCACCCAUUCCUCCGACAUCGGAAAAACCACCUUUACCGGAACCACUGAAGCCGUUGUCGGGCUAUUUCAAAAUCGUUUGUUACUUCACUAACUGGGCUUGGUACCGACCCGGUAUUGGUAAAUAUUUACCAGAAGAUAUCGAUGCGGAUCUAUGUACGCAUAUUGUCUACGGGUUCGCCGUACUCGACUAUUCCAACUAUAUCAUCAAAGCGCACGAUUCCUGGGCUGAUUUUGAUAAUCAAUUCUAUAAAAGAGUUAUCGAAUACAAAUCGAAAGGCGUUAAAGUCUCAAUCGCUAUUGGAGGAUGGAAUGAUUCUCUUGGCGAUAAAUAUUCAAAACUGGUCAACAAUCCUGCCGCCAGAAGACGAUUCAUCGAGCACAUUUUGAAAUUUUUGGACAAGUACGGAUUCGAUGGAUUAGAUUUAGAUUGGGAGUAUCCCAAAUGUUGGCAGGUCGAUUGUAAAAAAGGUCCUGACUCGGAUAAACCUGCGUUCGCUGAGUUCGUUAAAGAAAUAAAGGAAGCUUUCGAACCCAAAGGCUACUUAUUGUCAUCGGCCGUGUCCCCAAGUAAAACCGUCAUUGACGCCGGAUAUGACGUACCAAAAAUCGCCAAAUAUUUAGAUUGGAUCGCAGUGAUGACGUACGAUUUUCAUGGUCAAUGGGACAAACAAACAGGACACGUUGCUCCGUUAUUCUACCAUCCUGAAGACGAAGUUGCUUUCUUCAAUUCAAACUUCUCGAUUCAUUACUGGAUUUCCGAAGGCGUGCCUCGCAGAAAGAUCAUCAUGGGUAUGCCCAUGUACGGUCAAUCGUUCCGUUUAGAGAAAGAAUCCGAACAUGGUCUUAACGCCAAGGCUCCGGGACCCGGUGAAGCUGGCGAAUUUACGCGAGCUGCCGGAUUUUUGGCUUACUACGAAAUAUGUCACUACAUACAAGAUAAAACGUGGACUGUUGUUCAAGAUCCUCUAGGCAGGAUGGGUCCGUAUGCUUAUAAAGGAAACCAAUGGGUGUCGUUCGACGAUAGAGAGAUGAUUAAGAAGAAAUCGGAGUUUAUAAGAAAAUUAGAUUUGGGAGGCGGUAUGAUUUGGGCCCUGGAUUUAGACGAUUUCAAAAACAGGUGCGGUCAAGGCAGACAUCCAUUGCUAACCAUAAUCAGAAAUACUUUAGCUGAUCCUGGUACGGGUCAGCAACAGUCCAUCGAUGACCUCGUUCCUUCUAAACUAGAGGAAGCUGAGCCAGUUAUUAUCGAAGAAGAAAACUCAAAUGACGGCGAAAAAGAAAAACUUCCUAUUACAGAAUUAGAACCGCUUACAGACUCUAAUUCCGAGUUCAAAGUGGUGUGCUACUUCACCAACUGGGCUUGGUACAGACAAGGUGUGGGUAAAUACGUUCCAGGCGAUAUCGAUCCAGAUUUAUGCACCCACAUAGUUUAUGGGUUCGCCGUUUUAAAUGGAGACGAAUUGGUCAUCAAACCGCACGAUAGCUGGGCCGAUUUCGACAACAAAUUCUACGAAAAGGUGACUGCAUUUAAAUCCAAAGGUAUCAAAGUCUUGAUCGCCAUUGGCGGUUGGAACGAUUCAGAAGGCGAUAAAUAUUCGAAAUUGGUUAACAGUGCUUCAGCUAGGAGGCGCUUCAUAGCCCAUGUCACAGAUUUCAUUCAGGAAAAUAACUUUGACGGUUUGGAUUUGGAUUGGGAGUAUCCCAAAUGUUGGCAAGUAGAUUGCAACAAAGGUCCCGUUACUGAUAAGGCCGCUUUUGCUGCCUUCGUCGAAGAGUUAUCAGAAGUGUUCAAACCGAGGGGAUGGUUGUUAUCGUCGGCAGUAUCGCCUAGCAAAAGGGUGAUUGAUGCUGGAUACGAUGUACCGGUUCUAUCCAAAUAUUUGGACUGGAUUGCGGUUAUGUGCUACGAUUAUCACGGGCAAUGGGAAAAAAUCACUGGUCACGUGUCGCCCAUGUACAAUCAUCCUGAAGACGUUGAUGAUACUUUUAAUACGAACUUCACAAUCAAUUAUUGGAUAGAAAACGGUGCAGACAGGAAAAAACUUGUGAUGGGCAUGCCUAUGUACGGCCAAUCGUUUUCACUAAGCGAUAACUCCAAUUACGGAUUAAACGCUCCAACCUAUGGAGGAGGAGAGGCUGGCGAAGAAACAAGAGCAAGAGGAUUUUUAUCAUAUUACGAGAUUUGCCGUAACAUUCUCCACAAAGGUUGGACCGUAGUCAGAGAUUCGAAAGGUAGAAUGGGUCCCUACGCCUACCAUAGAGACCAAUGGGUAUCGUUCGACGACAUAGGAAUGAUCAGACACAAAUCAGAGUACAUCAGAGCAAUGGGUUUAGGUGGCGGCAUGAUAUGGGCAUUGGAUUUGGACGAUUUCGGAAAUUUGUGUGGCUGCGAACAAUAUCCUUUGCUGCGAACCAUUAACAGGGUUCUAAGGAAUUACAGAAGACCUGAUCCUAAAUGCGUUUUAGGUAAACCAAGCAAACCAACAAAAAAACCGGUUACUAUACCUUCGAUUGAAACAUCUUCUGUUCCUCCUUCACCUCCUAUAGUAACAGAAAAACCAGGAAAUGAUUUAGAACCGAUCCUACCUUGUAGCGGUCGAUUAUUUGUAUCCCAUGACAGCAACUGCAACCAAUACUACGUGUGCAACCAAGGUCAGCUGCAGAUUCAAACGUGUCCGAACAAUCUAUACUGGAACAAAGACCAUUGCGAUUGGCCGGAAAAUACGCAGUGCCAUCCCGACGGCAGUACUACCGCUCCGAUAGAUGAAUCUACCGAGGUGUCAGAUACUGUUCGACCUUCGGUUGAUAAUUUGCCCACAAGGCCUCCUUAUCCCGGAACUGAUGGUUUUGUACAUGACGAUGGACUAAAGGUUGUUUGUUACUUCACCAAUUGGGCAUGGUACAGACAAGGUGAUGGUAAAUAUCUCCCCUCCGAUAUAAAUCCUGAUUUAUGUACGCAUAUCAAUUAUGGGUUUGCCGUUUUGGAUUCGGGGACUCUGACGAUUAAACCGCAUGAUUCUUGGGCUGAUAUUGACAAUGAUUUUUACAAGAAAGUUGUCGAAUACAAAUCCAAAGGAAUCAAAGUUCUCAUCGCGAUUGGGGGGUGGAAUGAUUCGCUUGGUGACAAAUAUUCAAGACUCGUCAAUAAUCCACAAGCGAUAUCUAGAUUUGUAACUAACGUUAUAGAAUUCAUAGAAAAAUGGGGAUUCGAUGGUUUGGACCUCGAUUGGGAGUAUCCAAAGUGUUGGCAAGUGGACUGCAAUAAAGGCCCCGAUUCAGACAAAGAAGGAUUCGUUAGUCUAGUCAGAGAAUUGAGCGCUAGUUUCAAACCUCGAGGACUGUUGCUUUCGACUGCGGUUUCACCGAGUAAAACCGUAAUAGACGCGGGCUAUGAUGUGGCUUCGUUGAAUAGUUAUUUCGAUUGGAUAGCCAUUAUGACCUACGAUUUCCACGGUCAUUGGGAUAAACAAACUGGACAUGUGGCACCAUUGUAUUAUUACCCUGGCGAUACUUAUGAUUACUUCAAUACGAAUUUCACUAUCCAUUACUGGAUAUCGAAAGGAGCUACGCCGGAAAAAUUAAUUAUGGGACUACCGCUGUACGGACAAUCAUUUACUUUGGCUGAAUCGAGUAGCAGAGGUCUGAACGAAAAAACGUACGGUCCAGGCGAAGCAGGAGAAUUUACGAGAGCCGGCGGAUUUUUAGCUUUCUACGAAAUUUGCGAAAGGGUUAAAAAACGCGGAUGGACCGUCUCUCGAGAUCCCGAAGGAAGGAUAGGUCCUUACGCGUCGCACGGUAAUCAAUGGGUGUCCUACGAUGAUAUUUCAGAAGUGAGAAGAAAAGCGAAGCUGAUGAAAGACUGGGGUCUAGGCGGUGGGAUGGUAUGGGCGUUGGAUUUGGACGAUUUUAGAAAUAGAUGCGAAUGCGGCCAUCAUCCGCUAUUAAAAACUUUGAACAAAGAACUUAGAGGAAUCGAAUCUGAUAUUACGUUACAGAAUUGUACUUAAAAAAAAUUAUUAUAUAUAAGUAACUGAAUAAUUUAUUAAAAAUAGUAAAUUUCGGUUUUGAUUUGAUGAAGAAUCGGAAUAAUUUUUUUUGUAGUAUAAUGUACAAAAUAUUUUUUCUUCUUUGUAACGUUUAUAUUCUCUACGUUUAAAAGGAUACAAAAAUAUAUGUUCUUACGAUUUUUAAU
This is a messenger RNA of Psylliodes chrysocephalus, 8738 nucleotides long. The record is from the annotation of a GenBank genome assembly. NCBI's taxonomy places the organism in Eukaryota, Metazoa, Arthropoda, Insecta, Coleoptera, Chrysomelidae.